Molecule: messenger RNA, 1491 nt
Organism: Saxophila tyrrhenica
Lineage: Eukaryota; Fungi; Ascomycota; Dothideomycetes; Mycosphaerellales; Extremaceae
Exons: 4
Coding region: 1-1491 (496 amino acids)
Molecular function (GO): oxidoreductase activity, acting on paired donors, with incorporation or reduction of molecular oxygen; monooxygenase activity; iron ion binding
Source: RefSeq, a predicted model, not a curated record
AUGGCCAUCUCACUCUGCCCAGUGACACCUGCUACCAUUGCGGUAGUACUGUCGUUCCUCCUCAUAGGCUACCUUAUCACCGGGAGCGUGGUCAACCAUCGCAAGCUCCGGCAGUUUCGCGGGCCUCGUUGGGCUGCGUUCAGUCGUUCGUGGCUGUUUUGGCAGGAAAUUAAUGCCAGGACGCACAACGAGCAGUAUGCUGCGCUGAAGAAGUACGGCUCACCAUGCCGCAUUGGACCCAAUUUGCUCUGCACCGAUGACGCCGAUCUCGUUAGGCACAUGAAUGCUCCCGGUAGCAAAUGGACGAGAUCCGGCUGGUAUGAUGGGAUGCGCAUGGACCCGCGGACGGACUCAGUCUUCUCAACAAGGGACGAGAAGGUGCAUGCCGACCUCAAGGCUCGGGAGGCGGGUGGUUACAACGGUCGAGACAUCGACACACUUGAAACAGACAUUGAUGCCAGGGUCAUGGACAUGGUUGACCUGAUCAAGACUUCAUACCACAAGAUACCUAUGGACCUCGCAGAGGUGACCCGCUACUUCACCCUUGACGUACUAUCCACCAUUGCCUUCGGAGGACCCUUCGGCUUCCUGGAGGCGAACAGAGAUCUCUGGGACUACAACAAGGAAAGCUCUAACUUCCUGCUGAUCUUGAACCUUGUUCUCAAUCACAAGUUCUUCCGCUGGAUCUUCUUCCAGCCCUGGUUCCAAAAAGCGGCAGGCCCCAAGGACACCGACAAAGUCGGUAUGGGCCCAAUGUUGGGCGUAGCCAGGAAAGCUGUCGCUGAGCGCUAUGGCCCCGAUCGCAAGGUGAAGAAGGAUAUGCUUGGCCAUUUCGUCGAGAAGGGUUUGAGCCAGGUGCAGUGCGAAGUCGAGGCAGAGCUCCAAAUCAUCGCUGGCUCCGACUCAACGACUACCGUGCUCAGAUCGACCCUUUUCCUCCUGAUGGGCAACCCUACAGCGUACAGCAAGCUGCGGGCGGAGAUCGAUGCAAAUGUCGGCGUCAUGUCGUAUCCCGUGGUGAAGUACACCGAGGCGCAGAGGCUGCCAUACCUCGUCGCUUGCCUCUGGGAAGGGCUUAGGAUGUACCCGCCGCUCUUCGGACUAAAAGGAAAGUGCUCGCCUCCUGGUGGUGAAACUUUCAAGGGUGUCUUUUACCCGGAAGGCAUUGAGAUGUCCAUCUGCGAUGAGGCGAUGUGUAGGAAUCCAGAAGUGUUCGGAGACGAUGCCCAGAUCUUCCGCCCAGAGCGCUGGAUCGAAGCGGACGAGGACACCCGAAAGAGAUACAUGAGAGUUGUGGACUCAGUCUUCGGCUCCGGUCGCUUCCUCUGCUUGGGCAGGCAUAUCGCUAUGAUGGAGCUGCACAAAGCGUUUGUCGAGCUCUUCCGGAGGUUCGAUUGGACCAUCGUCGAUCCCAUGCGUGGCAUCGAUGCACAUGCUCACGGUGUCCAUUGCCAGUCCAACAUGAAUGUCAUUGCGUAUCCGAGGGAUUGA